Fusarium subglutinans is the source of this 1617-nucleotide messenger RNA. Its product is annotated as ribosome assembly 4. Bases 1 to 1617 code for a protein of 538 amino acids. Lineage: Eukaryota; Fungi; Ascomycota; Sordariomycetes; Hypocreales; Nectriaceae. Gene Ontology annotation, molecular function: protein binding. The transcript has 4 exons. The record is from RefSeq and is a predicted model, not a curated record.
AUGUCCUCAAUAUCCUCCCUCUGUUCCGCGCUGCAGACCUCCACGACACACGUCGUAGACGGUCUGCGCAACUUCGUCACGUAUUAUCCGCAGGCGAGGCUGGACCUCGCUAGCUUGUCCCGGGAGCUCGCGGAGCUGCAGAUGGUAGCGAGGCUGCUGCAUCACAACGCCCAGGCUCUGGAGUCCGGAAGCGCGCCGCUGCCGGGAAGGUUGGACGAGGCGAUCAAGGGGGUUGUUAGUGAGGCUGGGGAGUUGUUGGAGGAGGCGGAUGACGCGUUGGAUACGGGAAGGACGGCAGAGGAGAGGACGCCCUCUUGGUUGGAACACACUGCCGAGAGAGCCAUCAAUUCUCAGCCUCAUGAUGGUGAGAGAGAACUUCCCGGCUACAGCAGCUCUCAGAUUCUUCAAGAGGCAUCAACUAUCCGCUCACGCUUCCUCCAAGAAUCGGACAGCGAAGACCCUCGCGUUGAGAGCCAGCGAUCCAUUAUUACAGAAUUCAUCGAAGCCACUCAAGACUUCAUCUCUGAAAGCUCAUCUGCUGCUCCACCACCAAUUGAUGACGCCGAGAGUCGAGAUCACAGCAACAGCAGCAUCGCUCAUCCAGAAACAAUUGCGUCGUCUCCUCACUCAGAGACGAACGAGCCGCCUAUUCCGGACUACAACGCCAUCGGUAUAACCUCUACAACGCCCCUCCGCAUCUCACUCCGCCACCUCGCCAAGAAAGAACUCUCCAACCAUGAAGUCGUCGAAACCGCGUAUGUAUCUCGCCACAACGCCCCCGCAAUCGCAAUCUCAACCCUCGAGUCCCCUACGCGAUUCUACGACACAAAAGCCAAUCAAGUUUCCUGCCUGCAGAACCAGCACGGCGUCAACAUGAUCUUCUCGCGCAAUGGUCGUCAGUGGGCAUAUCUUAGCGAGGAGGAUGGCAAGGGUCUCAAUGCGGCGAGCCAUGAUGGCAUCAACUUCAAGAAACCGGUUGUUUACCUUGGCGACUACAUUAAUGGACGGAAAAUCGCAGUUUGUAAAUGGCCUGGUGGAAAGCCACUGGCGUUCUCGCAGGACGGGAACUGGCUUGCGGUGGGAAGCACGAGAGGUCGGGUUGGGCUCAUGGACUGCAGUGCGAAUGUCAACAAGGCGAGCGUCGUGAUUCCAUGUCAUAUGGAUGAGGUUACACACGCGGUGUUCACACCAGACAGCAAGCUUCUCAUCACACAGUCUCGUGACGGCACGAUUCGUAUAACCAACGUAGAAACCCGCGCAUCGAUCGCCAAGCUCGAGACCGAUACAUGGAAGAAGCCCAUAUUCCUCGGGACGUCGCCCGAUGGAGAAGUCAUCGUUUCGUUAUGGGGCGAUACGGUGUUCCACUGGAAUCACGGCACCGCAGCCCUCGAGUCGUACAACCUCAGCGGGCGAAGAACACGCGAGGGCUGGCCCAUCGCUGUAUCGGCGGACUGUCGCUUCUUGUGCUGUAGAACAGAUGACGGUGUCGAUAGCGGGUUUGUCACGGCGGCGUCGUUUAGUUGGGAUGGGAAAUACUUGAUUCUUGGAAAGGCGGCGUCGGGGAUGGGACUCAAGAUGGGGACUUCGACUUUGGAUGUUUGGGAAUUGGUAUUCUAG